AUGGCGGAGGCAACAGCGAAGGAAGUCAUGGAACAUCUACAUGAAUUGCUGUUCAAACUGGCAAUUACUCGGAACUUUUCAAAUGCGGAUACGGACUUUGCUCUGCCUCCUUUUCUAGUUGUGAUCGUUGUUGGUCAGGUACAAUUUUUACUGUGGUUUCUCGCGCUUGGUCCAACCAGUGAGAUCGCUAUGGAUUACAGCCUCGGCCAAGCAAAGGCCGGAUUUCACGAGAUGGAGGAGCAAACUGUGGACUACUUGCGUAGCUUCCAUAGUUACACACUAAGUCGGGGGUGCAAGAACUCUGGGCCUUCUGCCAAACAAAGCAACACAACGGCGGAGCUUCAUGCAAUGGAAUUUGACUUGGUAGACUGA
Messenger RNA from Cladophialophora bantiana CBS 173.52, 372 nucleotides. RefSeq lists its product as uncharacterized. NCBI's taxonomy places the organism in Eukaryota, Fungi, Ascomycota, Eurotiomycetes, Chaetothyriales, Herpotrichiellaceae. The coding region runs from base 1 to 372 and encodes 123 amino acids. The record is from RefSeq and is a predicted model, not a curated record. The transcript has a single exon.